Molecule: messenger RNA, 2164 nt
Organism: Papaver somniferum (opium poppy)
Lineage: Eukaryota; Viridiplantae; Streptophyta; Magnoliopsida; Ranunculales; Papaveraceae
Product: transcriptional adapter ADA2-like
Exons: 13
Coding region: 231-1958 (575 amino acids)
Biological process (GO): regulation of transcription by RNA polymerase II; chromatin remodeling
Cellular component (GO): nucleus
Molecular function (GO): protein binding; zinc ion binding; chromatin binding
Source: RefSeq, a predicted model, not a curated record
ACUAGUCUCGCUCUGGACUAAACCGUUAUUUUUUUCCCCACCCCUCUAAAAUUCGUGGGAGUGUCUCUGAUUCUGAUGUACUUUUGUUUUCGAGUUCAAGUGUUGUUGUUGUUGGUUAAACAUUAAAAUAUCUAGGGUUUUGUCCGUCAACCACUAUUUUCAGUUUACCGUUAUAGUAUAGAGAGAAAGGAGAAAUCUAGGGUUUCUCUUCUGCAACUUUGAAUAAAAUCAUGGGGCGUUACCGUGGUGUUCCUAAUUCAGCAGACGAGGAUCUAAGUUCCAGGUCUAAAAGAAAAAGGGCAGCUACCAGUGGAGAGAACUUAGAUUCUUCAAGUGCAGCUCCAGGAACAAGUGAUGGAAAGAGGGCAUUAUACCACUGCAAUUAUUGCAAUAAAGAUAUUUCUGGGAAGAUUCGUAUCAAGUGUGUAAAGUGCCCUGAUUUUGAUCUAUGCAUAGAGUGCUUUUCUGUAGGAGCUGAAGUUACACCUCACAAGAGCAAUCACCCUUACAGGGUUAUGGACAAUUUGUCAUUUCCCCUUAUUUGUCCAGAUUGGAAUGCAGAUGAAGAGAUAUUGCUUCUAGAGGGUAUUGAAAUGUAUGGAUUAGGUAACUGGGCAGAAAUUGCAGAGCACGUUGGUACGAAGAGUAAAGCUUUAUGUAUCGAUCACUUCACGACUGCCUAUAUGAAUUCUCCGUGUUUCCCACUCCCUGACAUGUCUCAUGUUGUUGGAAAGAACAGAAAGGAGCUUCUUGCUAUGGCAAAGGGACACAAUGAGGUCAAGAAAGUGGCUGCCACAGGGUUUCCUACAUUUGGCGAUUUCACGCUGAAAGAAGAUUCUCCAUUCUCUCCUUCUAGAGUCAAGAUUGAAGGUCAAUCACCAUCUAGCUUAACUGCAGCAUCAGACGAUUCUGGGACUGGUUUUAGCAGCAUCAAUAGAGCAUCAGCAGGUGCAGUUAAGAAAGCAUCAAGUAUGGCCCAAAUCAAAGAGACGGCAGAUCCAGUCAAAGUGGAAGAUUCUCACGUGGACAGAAGUAUUGGGGGAAAGAAACCUAUACCAGCCAGAGAAGAGGGGCCAUCUAUGACAGAACUAAGUGGCUAUAAUGCUAAAAGACAUGAGUUUGAACCCGAAUACGACAAUGAUGCUGAGCAGUCACUUGCAGAGAUGGAGUUCAAGGAUACUGAUACUGAAGCCGAGUGUGAACUUAAGCUGCGAGUGUUGCGUAUUUAUCUGAAUAGGCUUGACGAGAGGAAGCGAAGGAAGGACUUUAUAUUGGAAAGAAAUUUACUGAACGCUGAUCCGCUGGAGAAGGAUCUCUCUCCUGAAGAAAGAGAGAUAUAUCAACGCUACAAGGUUUACAUGCGCUUUCAUUCGAAAGAAGAACACGAGGAACUCAUAAGGACAGUUAUUGAGGAGCAUGGAAUGAAGAAAAAAAUUCAAGAACUUCAGGAAGCCCGAGCUGCUGGGUGUCGCACAUCAGCUGAGGCAAACAGAUAUCGUGAACAGAAAAGGAAAAGGGAGGCCGAGGAAAGCGCUUUCAAAGGGAAGGAAAGUUCUCAGCUUGGGGCUAGUGGUAAAUUUCUGCAAAGGGUGAACCGCCCCAAAAGCGAACCUGAUGGCAGCAGUCCUCGAGGUGGUUUAAAAGGGUCUGCUGGGUUCGAGUCUGGUGGCAAAGGUUUAUCUACAACACCAGCACUGGGUUUUGCAAGUUGUUUGGAUGAUUGGGAUCUCACCGGACUUCCUGGGUCUGACCUACUAUCUGAUGCUGAGCAAAGAUUGUGCCGUGAAUCCAAAUUGCUUCCUUCUCAUUAUCUAAAAAUGCUGGAAGUUAUGUCGAAGGAGGUUUUCAGUGGCAACAUUACCAAAACAUCUGAUGCUUAUCGACUAUUUAAAGUAGACCCAAGCAAAAUUGAUGGAGUAUAUGAUAUGCUUGUAAAAAAGGGGAUUGCUCAAAUAUAAACUAUUUUUUUGUCUUGGGGAAGGCCUUGCAACAGUUGUUUGCCAUUGUACACCCCUUUCCACAUAUGUAUCAUUGUAUGUAGUCCUUUUAAUUCUUGUAAGCUUGUAACAUUUUAUAUGAACAAGUUGCCAUUUCAAUAAUUUUUUCCCAGACUGACGGAUUAAAUAAUUCUGCCAGUUUAGAUAAACGACUGGAGUCGUCUUGA